GAACUAUUCUGGAAUCAGACUUUGACACAUGGAGGUUAUAAUAUUGACAAAGUUGAGUGUUGCUGUUUAUUUUAUUAAUAUUAUUUGCAUUUCGAUCAAAUUGGAUUUUAAUGUAAUAAAAAUUACUAAAUAUUUUCCUCGUAUAUGUUUUUAACAUUAAAAAGCUAGUAAUGGCUGAGGAUAAUAUAUCCAAAGCUAUCGGAGAUCCAGGAUGGAAUGAUCCUCCUUUAUUCUCUUAUGACUCAGUUAAAAACCACACUAAAAAGUCCUCUCUUAACAGAAGAAUAAGCAAUUCCUCCAUGGUGUCCAAUGACACUCAAAAAAUAAUUGCAAAUGACGAUAAUGGUAAAAUGGGACCUCCCAGAUUAGCUCCUAUGAAGUCCACAGGAUCAUCUGUUUCUACUGCUGCACCAGACAUUUGUAAUAUUUCUCCUCAGCCAAUUGAAUUGUCCACUGUAUUAGAAAACUUACAACUUACUAUAAAGGAAUUGUAUCCAAAUGAUGAUGAGAAAGAAGUUAAUGAAAUUAAACGAAGAUUAGGCCUUAUGGAAAAGUUGUGGAAUGAGGAUAAAUUUCCUACUGAUAUAAAAUUGAAAUUAGGUGAUAUUUCUAAAGGUCUUCUUGAAAAUGACUUGAUUAAUUGUGAUAACCUCCAAAGGAGUCUUAUGGUUGAUUAUACAGCAUUGUGUAGUACUUGGAUGGCAGCCAUUAGAUCUUUGAUUAAUUCUAAAAGAAAAAAUCAAGAGAAGCUUAAUGAAAGUUAAGGUGUCUGUGAUGAAAUACAGUGUAUUUUUUCUUUAAGAAGCUUUAUAUAUUUUUUUUUUAAUUGUCGAUGGUAAUAAUAAAAAAAACAAACAACUUAACAAUAAAUGAAAUAAAAUACUUUACAAACUGUUUAGAAAUUAAGUCAGCAUUAAGAUAUUUAUUUUGAUGAAUUUUAUUAUUUCAAAUGAAAGAAAUUAGUCAUUUUUUUCACACUUUGUUAUCAUUUUUAGGGCUGUAAAAAGUGCUUUAACUCAUAUUUAGCUUUUUCUCUUGUCAUGAUUUUAUUAGUAAAGACAUACUGUGGUGUUUAAAUAGUACUACUAAGUGAAAAAUUGCAGUUAAUAAAUACCAAAAGUUCACUUGUAGUACAUCAUUUAUCAAAAUCAUGACAAAACUAUUUAGAAGCUUACAAUGUGAAAUUCUUCUAAUCAAAGCACUUAAAUUCUUUUUGACUUAUUGUAGUUAAGAUAAUUUAAAGGUCUAAAUACUGUCUUCAUUAAAAGCUAUCUUAGUGCUUUUGCGAGAAUAAUUUUAUUUGGUGUCCUCAUUUUAAAUCUGAUCAGUUUUUUAAUGCUAGAUAAAGAUCUAUUGUAAGUGGCCUUGAAAAAAUUAUAUUUUUAUAUUACUUAUACUUUAAUGUAAGAUUAAUGAAUUUAGCUAAUAAACUUUUUAUUC
Molecule: messenger RNA, 1440 nt
Organism: Nezara viridula (southern green stink bug)
Lineage: Eukaryota; Metazoa; Arthropoda; Insecta; Hemiptera; Pentatomidae
Source: the annotation of a GenBank genome assembly